Messenger RNA from Serinus canaria (Common canary), 390 nucleotides. RefSeq names its product acrosomal protein SP-10-like. The record is from RefSeq and is a predicted model, not a curated record. The transcript is spliced from 3 exons. Bases 1 to 390 code for a protein of 129 amino acids. Lineage: Eukaryota; Metazoa; Chordata; Aves; Passeriformes; Fringillidae.
AUGAAGCUGCUCCUGCUGGGGCUGAGCCUCCUCCUGUGCCUCGGAGCCGGCAGGGAAUUUAAUUCCCCGCCCGGCUUUUCCCAAAGUUUAUCCCGUUUUCCCUCCUCUGCUGCAGCCGAGGCUCUCCGGUGCCACCUCUGCAAGUACAAGAUCCCCUUGGUGGGCUGCCUGCGGGGCGCCAACGUGACGAGCUGCGAGCGCCGGGAGAAGUGUGCCCUGAUCAAAACCUCCCUGGGUAAGAUGACCCUUUACUACCAGCAGGGCUGCACCUCCGCCCUCAACUGCGGCCGGGAGCGGGCGUCGGACGCCGAGUCCCGCCUGAGCUCCCGCUACUCCUGCUGCGAGACCGACCUGUGCAACGAGGAGUGGGGCCCGGAGCCCACGGACUGA